AUGGCGAUCAAGCACAAUCAGCAAAUUCCUCACAACCAUUUCCGAAAGGAUUGGCAGAGACGUGUUCGAGUUCACUUUGAUCAGCCUGGUCGCAAACUUCGACGCCGCAAUGCCCGUCAAGCAAAGGCUGCUGUAGUCGCACCAAGGCCUAUAGACAAGCUAAGACCUAUCGUCAGAUGCCCAACAAUCAAAUACAACCGACGUGUGCGCGCCGGAAGAGGCUUCAGCAUAGCUGAAUUGAAGGAGGCUGGAAUACCCCGCAAGCUGGCACCAACUAUCGGCAUCUCUGUUGACCCCCGAAGACAAAACUUGUCUCAAGAGUCUCUCGCUAUCAACGUAGAGAGACUAAAGACCUACCAAUCUCGAAUGAUACUCUUCCCUCGUAAGACUAGUAAACCGAAGAAGGGUGACGCAAGCCAAGAGGAAAUAAACAGCGCAAAGAACACUGUAUCGAAUUUGAGGACUAGCAUCCCAAUAACCACAGUUUCUGGAGGAGUAAGCGAGAUCAAAAAGAGUGAAAUGCCUGAGCCUGUCGAAGGCGGCGCGUACAGAAAAUUACGGGAUGCACGGAGUGAAGCUAGAUACUCGGGCAAGAGGGAAAAGCGCGCCAAAGAUAAGGCCGAUGAAGCAGCUGCCGCUAAGAAGUAG
Molecule: messenger RNA, 648 nt
Organism: Blumeria graminis f. sp. triticale
Lineage: Eukaryota; Fungi; Ascomycota; Leotiomycetes; Helotiales; Erysiphaceae
Source: the annotation of a GenBank genome assembly